Messenger RNA from Sebastes umbrosus (honeycomb rockfish), 2249 nucleotides. RefSeq names its product F-box only protein 15-like. Gene Ontology annotation, cellular component: membrane. NCBI's taxonomy places the organism in Eukaryota, Metazoa, Chordata, Actinopteri, Perciformes, Sebastidae. Gene Ontology annotation, molecular function: protein binding. The record is from RefSeq and is a predicted model, not a curated record. The coding region runs from base 23 to 1951 and encodes 642 amino acids. The transcript is spliced from 16 exons.
GGCAGCUUCAAGAAGCUCAAAGAUGGCUGGGCGAGGGGAGUUUCUACCGAGUUUCUUGGAGGGUUUGAGGAGGAACCCCGUCCAGCCGGGUCCUUUUGGGGGUCUGGGAAGACCACAACCAGGUCCGGGAGACAGACAACCGGGUCCCGCUAACGUUAGCAGAGGACGAACGGGCGGGAAGAGGAGGAAGAGACGGCCGAAGGUAGCACCGAGCUGUGUGAGCGGGAACAGCUUCCCUGAACCCAGAACAAAAGCAUGUUUUCCCCAAACAACUUCUCCAUCCAAAGAAAACCUACUGGAAAGACUGCCGUCUGAGAUUCUGCUUAAGAUUCUGUCGUACCUGGACGCCUCCUCGCUGUCCUGCAUCAGCCACGUCAGCAAGCUCUUCCACCAGCUCGCCAACGAUGAUGUCAUAUGGCAUAAGAUUUACAUGUCAGAUUUUGGGAGUCAAGCGUGGAGGCCAAAGUCGGCGGCGGGUGAUGCGUCGCCGAAGGUCGACCCGGUGGAGGUUGAGGAACGGUCGGCGGGCUACUGGAAGAAGAUGUUCUUCAGGACCGUGGCUGGACAGGAUAUGAACAAGUGGAGGAAAGAGAUGAGAGACGUCAGCCCAUACACCGGUUUACCCAGGCUGACGGAGUGGGUCCUCAGGAACCUGAAUGUGAGCUGGGAGCUGACGGUGUGUGGUUAUUCGGGGCAGGAGAUGACGAUGGAGCAGAGCCGAGCGUACUUCUUCGAGACCUCCGUGAUCGUCCAGUGGAGUGGAGGACGCUUCCCCGACUACCAUCAGAUCAGAAACAUCCAGCUGUACGGAGUCAGGAAGGAGACACCGACGGGCCCCAAAGCCAGGAUGCCUGGCUGGCGCUCUCUGAUCUUAAAGCUGGACAUGAAGACUCACUACGGCUGUUUUAUUGGUAAAGACAGCCUCGUCACUGUGAGGCAACUACAGCCCGGCUUCAUCAUAGGAACCUGGAGGGGGGAGAACAGUGUCGCCUUCAUCAUGGUCACUCUGCACUUCCACAAGCUGGUGGAGAAGAGUCUGCUGGGAUCUCCAGUGUGCCCGUACUCUGAGCCGGUGGACCUUUGUCCUGUGGAUAAAUCGGACCCUGAGUUCGGUCUGCACGGCUACUCUCUGCACUUUGUCCUGCACAACACUGGCACUGAGAUCAUGUCGGGACACUUCCGCCAGCUGUCCUGUCGCAAAGUUCAGAUCCAGAACAAACUGGUGGAGCUGAGGGUCAUCAACAGGACCGACUUGUCCCAGCACAGAUCGCUGUCGGGGAGCAUCAAGCUGCCCUGGAAGAGCGAGGCGCUGGAGGGCUCAGUUGAGAUUAGUGGCUGCAUCCUCCUCGGCGUCGCCAUCUACCUGAAAGUCAGCAAGGAUGGAAACAAGAUCACCGAUGAAGCGAUUCCCGGGAUCGACCUGAUGAUCGCCAUCGGGGUGAUCAUCAUGGUGUUGGGCUUCCUGGGCUGCUGUGGAGCCAUCAGAGAGAACCGCUGCUUGCUGCUGCUGUUCUUCAUCAGCCUCCUCGUCAUCUUCAUCCUCCUGCUGGCAUUGGGCAUCCUGGGAGCCGUGGAUCAGAAGAAGGUGAAGGACUGGGUGAAGGAGCGUCUGGAAAAGUUCACGCCACUGGUAUCACAACCAGAAGAUGUGAAGAAAGACCUGAAGGCUCUGCAGAAGGAGCUGAAGUGUUGUGGUCUCGUGAACGGAGCGUCAGACUGGGGUCCGACGUCUCCCGAGUCGUGUCGCUGCAACGCCACCGAGACAAACUGUGGGCCGUCGGCCAUUUACACCACGCCCUGCUCCACCCAGGUCAUCAAGCUGAUGGAGAAAAACAUGGAGGUGGUGCUGGGAAUCGCCUUCGCCAUCGCCAUCCUGCUGAUUUUCGGCAUGGUCUUUUCCAUGAUUCUCUACUGUCAAAUCGGCAAGAAAGAGCCCGUCACUACUGCCUAAACACACACAUGGCCACGCCCCUCACUGCCUGACAACUGCCAAUCAGCAGUGCCCAAAUAACCCAUGUAACCUUUGUGCUACUGUAACUUAACCUGUGCUUUUACUGUGGAGGAACACGCUGAUAUUUUGGUUGUCAUUUCAUGCCAUUAAUACAGUAAAUACACAGCCUGGCAUGUACUGUAUGGAAUCUCAAUAGUGACAACAACUCUCCAUGUGUAACAAUUAACCAAUAAUAUAAUUAGGAAUAUAUUAACUCUCCUGUUAAUUUAAUGAAUAAAAUCUUUUUUUAAACAAAUGG